Messenger RNA from Suillus fuscotomentosus, 2892 nucleotides. RefSeq lists its product as uncharacterized. The record is from RefSeq and is a predicted model, not a curated record. The coding region runs from base 1 to 2793 and encodes 930 amino acids. The transcript has 9 exons. Lineage: Eukaryota; Fungi; Basidiomycota; Agaricomycetes; Boletales; Suillaceae.
AUGAGCCUUGAUGAGCGACGAGCACUGGAAGCUAUGAGAGAUGUCAGCUGUCCCAAUAUCGAGGAUGAUGCGGGAUGGCAGGACGAUGAUUUUGACGAUGUCUUGAACGGCACAGAGCCACUGCCCAUCAGCCACGCUGGAGGCGAGUUCAGCGACCUUGUCAGAGGUGUUUUAGGAGACUGUUGGAACAAAAAGGAUCGUGUACGAUGCGUCGAUAAUUGUAGUCGUCAUGACCGAAUCCUGCACAGGAACCAAGCGUUCGCUGAGCAAAUGCCGGCGAUGACUGACGCGUAUCUUGAAUGGAGCCUGGCCAAAUAUAAGAACGAUACCACCUGUGGACAAUGGACAAUGAGCGUGGUAGAUGUGUUUUGCGCUGAGAAAGUGACGCUCCAAAUACUGACUACCGACCGCACCAUCGCCUCAGCUCUCAUUCGUCAAGGCAUUUUGCCUUGUUCACCUACAUCACCGAUGGUGGGGAUAACGACGGAAGUCCUCGAGUUUUACCAUAUCGUACAUCUUCGAAGUCCUCACCUUUCCAUUCAGGCCUUUGUCAAGUCGCUGUGUGAUUUACAGGGGGCCGAAUUUCAUAGGCACCUAUCACGCCAAUUCUCCAUUGCAUUUGACCUGUACCUCCAGGUACGACGUUGCGUGGCGGCAAUGGUGGCCAAAUCACUUUGCCGUGACUCGCCGGAUUGGCGUCUUAAACAUGUGUGCCCUGCUUGCACGUAUGAGUUAGUGGACGAAGAAGAUCUAACAUUCAAGCUACUAUACGCGAUGGAUGGCAAUGAUUCCUUGAAACGAGUGCUCCGACGGUCUUUAGAUCAUGAUGGCGAGUCUCUAGGUCCAUCCUCUGAACUUCCUACAGGUCAGCAACUCACCAGUGACCGCUACCUACCCCACACAUUUGUCAACCAGUUCGCUUCGGACAUAUCGGACACCACCGCUGUGGAUAAUAUUAUUGUAGAAAACGAGCCUACAGAUAACUCCUGCGCCGGGCGAUGGAAAAACAUGGACGACACCAAGACGAAGAAGGCUUGGGGUAUCUAUGACGAGACUGGUAUAUUUGUGGCCGUCUGUCGCCAUGGGUUUUCUCUCGUCAUCGCAGACAUGGUGCAGAGCGGUGAGCUUGUGAAGUAUCCUCUGGCUGUCGUGUCAAAAUUGAUGGACGUGUUCGGGAAACAAUUGGGUGGUGGAUACGAUAUAGGUUGUCAGUUCAAGACGACACUUGACAACAGUUCCAUUGGACCUCUCGCACGCUCACUGCAACACACUUGUCUCGUUGGUGCCUUCCAUGGGCAUGCGCACAGGCGAUUGUGCCAGCUUUUCUCACUUACUACUUACAUCAAAGGUUUAGGACUCGAGGACCUGGAAACGUGCGAACGGACAUUUUCUAAAUCUAAUUCCCUAGCGUCCACACUACGUUAUGCAAGUGUAUUCCAUCGACAACAGGCCAUUGACGCCUAUUUCGAGCACAACGACAACUUCGAAGUAUACACCAAUCUUUCCGAUUUUUUAUACAGCAACUACAAGCAGGCACUUGCUAUCUUGAAUGAUGGUAAUGCGACCCUUCCAACGCUUAUACGAGAUCUCAAAAUCCCGGAUGAGACUGUUUUCGAGCAAUGGCUGGAGGAAGAGAAGGUAUAUCUACAAAGUCUGACGCGAGAACCUGAGGACGAAACGUUGCAGAUGGAAUAUUGGCAAAAGUUGACGAGUCUUACUGCGAGCAAGGAGGCUCUGGACGCUGCAAUGUCAGCUUUCCAGGGCUCAUCUCACCUGGAGGCUGCCUCGUAUGAUGUGCAGGCAAAAAACACCCAGAAAGCCGAAACUGCGCGACGGCACACCCUGGAGGAUUAUGAGAGGCACAUUAAAGUCGUUCAAGCACUCGAGUGCAAGCUUGAGGUCGAGAAACGCUGGACUCCCGAAGAUCCACAAUGGCAGAAAGUUGGAAGACUCGUUGCAAACCAGAAAUACCAGCGUGCACUGGAUCGCCUCGAAGGAUUAAUUGUGGCACGCAUAUUUGAGCUGACGAAGAUGAAUCGGGCAGGCACAGGCUAUAAACUAAGGAAGCAUAUAGCUAAAGCACUACAGACUCGUUCUGUCGCUAUCCGAUCUGCUCUAAACACGUACAACUCCAUCGCCAGCUCGAUGUACCCCCCACGCCAGACUCUCAAGUGGGAAGAUGUUGUGGAGUACGCAUUUCUCGCAGACUUCGAUCUGCUACAUGACACGCGUGCAGACGUGUCUCGACAUCCUUGGUCAUCACCCGGUGCUCGUAGCGCGAUGGACCUAUACUUCAAAAUGUGUCGGGCACGUGAGGAGAUACAACGCUUGAAUAUCGAGACACGACGCCUAGCGACAUAUAUACAAGAUGAGGACAUUUAUCUGCGGAGGUGCGAAGAUCAAUUGAAGGAUGCAAACCCGGCUCUUGCCCAUCAGGUUGUGUUACAUCGAAAUAUUCGAGGACGAUUCAACUCACAGCAUUUGAACCGGCUCUACAAUAUAUCUAGGCUCAGUGGUUUCAGCGGGAUAAUAACACCAGGUGCCAGCAUUAACACCAGUCUCGGGGACAGCGCCAGCACACCAAACGCGUGGAUCCCAUCAGCGCUACUUACAGAACACAUGCCGUUAGAUAAAGGUGCAUCCGUAGAUUCAGACACCCAAGAUGAUUUGGAUGGCGAGGAAGAGGAAGAGGAAGUAGCAGAGGAAGUAUCAAGGAGUCUUCAAGAUGUCCUACGCAUUGCUGAUGAUUUCUCGCAGCUUGAACUUCAUGGCAAUACUGACGAUGAGAGUUAGUAUAGUCCGAGUCUAGUUUACAUAUGCUAUUGUACUGAUACACGUACGUGAUACUUACUUGAAUGCCAUGCGUCGAAACGCGCCUUCAAUACGUUCACA